Molecule: messenger RNA, 1168 nt
Organism: Phyllostomus discolor (pale spear-nosed bat)
Lineage: Eukaryota; Metazoa; Chordata; Mammalia; Chiroptera; Phyllostomidae
Gene: NDUFB8
Product: NADH:ubiquinone oxidoreductase subunit B8
Exons: 5
Coding region: 4-669 (221 amino acids)
Biological process (GO): mitochondrial electron transport, NADH to ubiquinone
Cellular component (GO): mitochondrion
Source: RefSeq, a predicted model, not a curated record
CGCAUGUGCGGAGUGAAACGGGAGGAAGGUCAAGAUGGCGGCGGCCAGGGCGGGGGUCUUGGGAGUCCGAUGGCUGCAAAGGGCAUCCCGGACCGUGGUGCCGCCGGGUGCACGGACAGCCGCCGACGCUUGAAACCUUCGGGGCGGCAGGCAAAACCGGGUGCCUUCUCACCUGCCCUCGUCUGCCCUCCAGCUUCCCACAUUACAAAGGACAUGCUCCCGGGGCCUUAUCCCAAGACCCCAGAAGAAAGGGCUGCCGCCGCCAAGAAGUAUAAUAUGCGGUUGGAAGACUACGAGCCGUACCCGGAUGAUGGCAUGGGGUAUGGCGACUACCCAAAGCUCCCUGACCGCUCACAGCAUGAGAGGGAUCCAUGGUAUGAAUGGGACCACCGAGACCUGAGAAUGAACUGGGGUGAACCGAUUCACUGGGACCUAGAUAUGUAUAUCAGGAACCGUGUGGACACGUCCCCCACGCCUGUUUCUUGGGAUGUCAUGUGUAAGCACCUCUUCGGCUUCGUGGCCUUCAUGGCGUUCAUGUUUUGGGUGGGGGAGAUGUAUCCCUCCUACCAGCCUGUGGCGCCAAAGCAGUAUCCUUAUAAUAAUCUGUACCUGGAACGAGGCGGCGAUCCCACCAAAGAGCCUGAGCCGGUGGUUCACUAUGAAAUCUGAGGAGGCUUCCUGGACUUUGUGCCUCCUGACUGAGCCUCCCUCAUUCCUAGAGAUUUAACCUUAAUGAAAUACCUAAUAAAAUAGUGCUGUGGUAUCUGUGCCUCAUUUCCCCAGGAAUAGCCCCUGCCGUGCGGAACCUCAUCCUUUUCUCUUUUUUUCUGCCUGCUGUCUGCACACCCCUGUCCCCGCCUCCGCCCACCGAGAUUGGAAGGUUGGGAGAAUGGGGGAGCUAAGCACAGAAGAUGUUAAUUUGUUAACUCCACUGGGAAUGUGAAAGUAGUUGAGAGGUCUGUUUGUAUAGGUGCUAUGGGUAGCUCCUUUUCUCAUUUACAGAGUUGAGGAAGAAGGAAAAUAUGUUCCUGACUUUCCAAGUUGGAACUCCAAGUUGGAACAAUUAUUCCCCGUAAAAACCUUCUUAAUGAUAGUAGUUAGCUAACAAAACAUUAUACUCUAACAUGUUGUAAGUAUAUUAUAGAAUAAAUAGGUGUUUUUGGACUGG